Cololabis saira (Pacific saury) is the source of this 4652-nucleotide messenger RNA. It is a transcript of the gene tmem200a, whose product is annotated as transmembrane protein 200A. The transcript is spliced from 4 exons. Bases 647 to 2374 code for a protein of 575 amino acids. Lineage: Eukaryota; Metazoa; Chordata; Actinopteri; Beloniformes; Belonidae. The record is from RefSeq and is a predicted model, not a curated record.
CUGGCUUCUAUGUUCAUCUUCUUGGAAUAAAUACACGCGUUUUUUUCCCCACUGCUUCGUUUAUGCUGGUUGGAAAAGCUCGCUAUUGAUAUUUCCAACCCACGUUUUUUUUGUUUUUGUUUUUUUUUUUCCAUCCAAAUCAAGUUUUUGGAGGCGGACAUCAGGAAAUCCAGUUUUACGAUCCAGCCUGCGGAGACAACAACAGCUUUUGCGGUCUUUCACCUCUAAAAUAAAACCCCGGAUUACUUCUCUGUUAAUUAAUUGCACCAGGAACACUUUAAAGCGGGUAAAUUAGUUACAAAAGGGGGCUUUAUUUGGUCAUUAUUGGGGAGCCUCGUCGCCUGUGCGCACCACGAGCUGUUGCGCGCGGAAUAAAGCCAUCAAACCGAUCAUUUGAAGCUCUCAAGUCCUAGUUUGAGUCAGGAAAAGUGUCAUUAAAACUGUUCAUCUAUCCACAAAAAGGGGCCUGGAUGCUGGAUAAAGACCCUGCAUGGCAGCUGUACUGUCGUUUUAAUUUCCCAGCCAUGGCAUCUCACUGGAAGUAGCCUCAAAGUGGAGAAUGACUUUCGCUCAGGUUAAAGCGUAAUCCACCGGCACGCACAAUGGCACCGUGACAGUGGAAACUGGACUUUAGUAAAGGUGAAGUAUGACGGCAGCAGCAGGUGUGCUCACAGGCCUGGCCAAGCUGAAGCGGCAGGACUCUGCUCGCUCUCAGCAUCGGCCCGUACCGCCCCUGUCGCCAGGCUUAGGAAACCCCGCUCCUGAAGCUGCCCCUAGAAAGCGGAAGCGGCGCUCUGACGUUGUGGUGGUUCGUGGCAGGCUUCGUCUCUACUCCGUAUCGGGGUUUUUCCUCUUCUUGGGACUAAUCAUCUUGGUAAUAGGAAUCGGCAUGGCGACACUGGGAUACUGGCCGCACGGUAGAACCAUCCCCGCCGGAGGAGGCAGUGGAGCCAAGGCAGAAACGAAUGCAAGCAACGUGACACACGAUGUGUCAGGUACCGACAGAACGCGGCGUCUGCAACAUCACUGCUACUGUUACAGUAGAUCCUGUUCAUGGCUCAUGUGCAGCUUUUCCUGUAAUGUUUUAGGUUCACCUUCAAAGCAAACCAGAGGCACUCUGAUGCGAUUCCUAGAACGACAGGUUCACUCCGAGAGGAUGAAGAUGCUCGGGCCCUUCACCAUGGGCAUUGGGAUUUUUAUCUUCAUCUGCGCUAAUGCUAUACUUCACGAAAACAGAGACAAAGAAACCAAGAUCAUUCACAUGAGAGACAUGUACUCCACAGUCAUCGACAUUCAUCGCCUCAGGCAGAGAGAGCAAAAGCAGCACCAUCACCGCGGCAGCACCUGUGGAAGAGAAGCCGGUGAUUUCCGAUCCUUGGGAGCGGAUGCCGCGGUACGUUUAGCCGCCAACUCCCUACUGGGAUUCUCCUCUCGGGCUGGAAGUGUAGGUGGAUGGUCUGCAGAAGAGGAGGAGGUACUGCUCGGGGAUGAGGAGUUUCAGAGACGUAAAGAGCAGGCUCGAAUGGAUUGUAACUUUGCCGGGCUGCUGGCGCCGCUCUACAGGGACCAUUCCCUUUGCGGGCCCGGACUCGGGCUCGGGCUGGCGCGCUCGGAUUCCACGCGGCACCAGUGGUCGGUGGAUGGAGAGGGGGAGAAGGGAGGACACCACGCAGGGUCUAUCGUCUCCUCCUCCAUCUCUGCAUUCACCUUGCCUGUUAUCAAACUCAACAAUUGUGUUAUCGAUGAACCCGAAAUGGAGGCGAUUACUGAAGAGGACCGAGGGGCGGAGAGAGCAGACGAAGAGCGGUCGAAGCCCCUGAGCUCCAUGGAGUCACUGGUGGUGCCUGUACCGUCCGUCGCCAAGGCCUUCAAACCGCCGAGCUUACAUCGGAGCAACUCCGCCUCGUCUGCCUCCCACUGCUCCUCCUCUUCCUCCCUCUCUCCUGCUCCCUCCUCUACCUCAGGCUGCUGGCUCUCCCCGGGAGCAGCGAGGAGCGACUUUGGCUCCAACUCCUCUCUGCACAUGCUCAACAGUCAUUCCAAAUCCCUGGACCUGGAGCGCGGGGCGAGCAUGCUCGUGGUGAACCCGGAGCAGCAGCGGAAGCACCCCAGCUGGCCCCGACUGGACCGCAGCAACAGCAGCCGCAGCCACGGCGGCAAGCACGGCAGCACUAAAGGCUACACGCGGCUGGACGACAGGGAAGAGCACGGAGGGCGGCUGUCAGACGCGUCGCCCUCCGUGACGGCGAGGCGCGACUUCAGUAAGCGCGAGAAGCUGCUAAUGAUUUCAAGGUCGCAUAAUAAUCUGAGCUUUGAACACGACGAGUUCAAUAGUAGCACGCUGAAGAGAGGCAGCUCGGAGAGUCGAUUCUGAACAGCUCUCACCUCCUUUCUAAAUUACUCUCCAGGAACUGUGAGUCGAGGAAAAAGACAAGUUUAACCUUGUGAGCGGAAACUCGAUGUAGUUUCUAAGACAGUUCCUUUUAAUACAGGGUAGAUGAAGCCAUGGGAGAGCCUGCAGACUAAAAGGCUCGUAAUUCACACCCUCCAGACAUUACAUGCAUAAUAUAUCAGCAAGGGAGGGCUGUUUUAUAGCUGACCCUGUACUGUAACCUCAGCGAAAACACAAGUUCUGUCCAGGCAUCACUAAAAUAACAGAUUGCAUCAUCCGUCUACUUUAGUCCUUAACCAACAUUUCUGGUUCAAGCGAGACUUUGUUAUAUUUUACCAUCUUGAUUUGACAUCGAAGAGGCCCAUGUUGCCCUGCAGUCACCACAUUACUGCCACUUUCCCAGGAACUUUAAUAUCAGUUUAUGGCUGGAACAGAAAUAAACCCCCACCAGCCUAUAGUUUUGGCCUGUUCUGUAAACAGUGUCUGGCUGUGGCUUUGCAAUAGGCACUUUAACAAGGAAUUACAUUUUUACUCAGGAUUACAUAUUUGCAUCUGCUGCCACAAACCCACUUAGGUCUACGAGGGGACUAUGAUUCAUUAGUAAUAAUUACUUGCACUUAGGGCUGGGGGAUAUGGACCAAAAGUCAUAUCUCGAUAUUUUUUAGCUGAAUGGCGAUACUCGAUAUAUAUAUCUCGAUAUUUUUUCUGUGCCUUAAUUGGGGUUUCCCCCAAAGCAUUAUAGCAUAGCAUCUCUGUUAGCUUCAUUAUUUUCUGAGGCAAACCCUUAAAAAAACAGUCAGUUUUAAUACAAAGCCUCGUGCCAAAUGUCACACAGGUUCCUUUGUUAACAGAGGUCUGCACAAUAUCAAAAUGUAUAAAACAAAUGAAAUAAUAAACAUAAUAAUUUAUAAUAAUAAACUGCCUGCAUAUAUAGAAUAAAAAUGCUUCUUGAAUAAAAUAAAACAAAUAUCCCUUUCCUGCAUAACAAUUAAAUUAAAAUACACUGUGCAGUUAAUACAAUGUAGACAGUAACAGGCAGACUUUUCCACUGAGGUUGACAGUUGUGCAAAUAACAAAACAUUUGUGCAAAUCUCAAAUAAAACAAUCAAGUCAAUUUGUCACAAAAUAAGCUAUAUCAAAAUCAUUAAAAAAAAAAAAAAAAAAAAUCUUUUUUUUUUAAUCGAUAUAAACGAUAUUGUCUCGUACCAUAUGGUGUUUGAAAAUAUAUCGAUAUAUAUUAAAAUCUCGAUAUAUCGCCCAGCCCUACUUGCACUCUUUAUCAGUUUUUUUUCCCCAAUGGAUCAAUUAUUAUUCAAUCUCAUUCAAUCUCUCUAUUUGUUUUUCUGAAAAAUUAUCUCUGAUUUAAAAUUAAGAAUGAGUAGUAAAAUUUGACAGUUUAUCAAUUUACAAUAAAAGUAAAAGAAAACUUCUACCAGUAAAUGGGUGUUUUAUUUGUUUGAUUUAUUUUUAGAGUAAAAAACAGACAAAUUUGUAAGAAACUCUAUACAUAGUUAUGUUUGAACCCGUAUACACCUACUGAUCCAAGGAGCUGAAUCAACAACACAUGAGCCUUGUGAAGCAACUGUGACAGCAUGGCUGUGUAUCAUCAUGGCAAAAUGUUCUCCAGAUGACCACAAACAUAUCUGUGAGUAAUUUGACAGGAGUUUAUACGUGUACAGAUGUGAGAUCCAAGCAAACGUCAGGGUCAAAGGAGGACGAGUAAAAGUAUGGGGGUCCUUUCCAGCUUUUUUUCCAGCUAUUUUUCUAUCGUUAAUGUUUUUUGUAAUCACCGUAUAAGAUUUCUGUAUCUGGUGUCAUAACGUGAAAUAUUUCCGAACAUGCUGUCUGGGAACUCACUAAUGUGGUGGCUAAUGUUUUCUUCAGUUAAAUAACCUGAAGCCUGGACUAGAUCAGGACUAGAUGGUUGAUGAACUUCAUGAUGCAGCUGACAUGGAUGUACCGCACAUGCAAUAUCACGACUCCGUAUUGCUCCAGAAUCUCGUUUCAGGUUCUGUUUGGUUUGUCAGAUACCUUCAAAGUCUGAUUGUUCUUAAUACAUCUGUUACAUCAUUUUUGGCAUCUUCUCUGACACUUUUAAUUCAACGCAUUUCAAGAGUAACGGUCUGUGUUCUUUUGAGGUCUAACAUGUGCGUUUAAAGAACUUUUUUAAGAGUGCGGGAAACUUGCUGAAGUGAUGAAUUUGUUUCCAGCAGUCUAUCAGAUGUCCAAUUUUAUCCUUUCUCAAAAUAAACUGUUUUCA